GCCUUUCAACAAGAUGGUAACAAUAUUAAUGAUAAUCGCGAUUGGUGCUGGYUUAACCGAAGCAACGUCAUGCGGAACACGUCCAGGAGGGGCGCGUAUUGUAGGAGGAGAAGAUGCCGUCCCUAAUUCAUGGCCCUGGCAAGUAUCUCUUCGCAAAGGACGUUCCAAUUAUCAUACAUGUGGAGGAACUCUUAUCCGACCAGACUGGGUACUAACCGCUGCSCACUGUGUAAUGAGGCCUGACAGAUACACUGUUAUAGUAGGUUCUCAUUAUCGUAAAGGGAACGAAACCGCUGUACAGCAGAACAUACGAGUCCGCAAGGUUCACCGUCAUCUUGGUUUUACUAUGGCUGACUACAAGGACGACAUAGCUGUCUUACAGCUUGAUAGACCAGCUGUUCUUAGUGACAAAGUAAAACCAGCAUGUUUGCCGACUAAAGACCCUGCCGUAGGCGCUAAAUGUUAUACCUCAGGCUGGGGUCGUAUUUCACCAAAUGGCUGGGGCUCAGAAACAUUAAAACAAGCGCAGUUUGUGAUUUCAUCAGACGAUGAGUGCAAAAGGCAGUAUGGUGCUGGUUUUAUCAAGCARUGGACUCACUUGUGUGCAGGGGAUCCUGGGAAUUCUGCGAGCACUUGUCAAGGUGACAGUGGGGGUCCACUGGUCUGCGAAGAAAAUGGACGAUGGUAUGUUCAUGGAGCGACAAGCUUUGGUGCCAGUUGCAGUCUAAAGUACGACACGGUAUACACCAGAAUAAAUAAGUACAUCGACUGGAUUUACAAAAGGAUUGGAGGUACUGCGCCAACACCAGAACCGACAAAUCCACAUCGAACUACUGCACAACCACCGAAAAAAACCACAGUGACACCGACAACCCAUCCACCACCACCACCACCGAAAACAACCAUAUCACCAAAAACAACCAUAUCACCACCAGCAACCCAAUCUCCUGUGACUACACCAGGUUGUAAAGACAAAGGGUCAGGAUGCAGUGGAAUGCAAAGCAGUCAGUGUAGCUUUCCCAUAGUGAAGAUGUUGUGCCGGAAAACAUGUGGAUUGUGUUAAAUGACCAUUAUUACCAAGACUUUUCAAGUGUAAAGCCACGAUUAAUAAAACCAAAAAUAAACAUAAA
Molecule: messenger RNA, 1130 nt
Organism: Exaiptasia diaphana
Lineage: Eukaryota; Metazoa; Cnidaria; Anthozoa; Actiniaria; Aiptasiidae
Product: chymotrypsin-like elastase family member 3B
Exons: 8
Coding region: 14-1063 (349 amino acids)
Biological process (GO): proteolysis
Molecular function (GO): serine-type endopeptidase activity
Source: RefSeq, a predicted model, not a curated record